AUGCCAUCACAAAAUAUAUUUCCCCAAUCCAGAAGCCGUUUGUCGAAUAGAAGUGAACCGCUGAUACGAGUUCGAUCACGACGUUGCCUGCCUUCGUUUGAGCCACCACCGAUUCGUCCGAACAGUGCCUAUUUGAGUGUUCCAUCGAAAAUUGCCUCGCUUAGAUGCUAUCAACCACCACCAGUUGUGAAGCAUAAACCUGAAAUCUCAGCCGACACCUCAGGGAAAUCCCGAAUCGAUCAACUAUUCCCAGAUUCAGAAGCAACACUGCAUAGUAAUCUGCCUGAGACGCUGUUCCCAACAUUGCUGAAUGAGCAAAAACACUCGAACAAUCAUAAAAAGAAAUCGAAGAGUGCAGAAUCUUCAAAAAUGCAUAUCAACGCGUUCAAGGAUGCUGUGCUCAGUGAGGUGAUCCUUAGGGGUGUCUACACGGACAGGUCGGUUAUUUUAACGAAACUGCCGUUUUUUUCAGUUUCAACGUACCAAAAAUAA
Messenger RNA from Anisakis simplex (herring worm), 492 nucleotides. NCBI's taxonomy places the organism in Eukaryota, Metazoa, Nematoda, Chromadorea, Rhabditida, Anisakidae. The record is from the annotation of a GenBank genome assembly.